This is a messenger RNA of Nerophis ophidion (straightnose pipefish), 3182 nucleotides long. It is a transcript of the gene clocka, whose product is annotated as clock circadian regulator a. Gene Ontology annotation, cellular component: cytoplasm; CLOCK-BMAL transcription complex; nucleus. Gene Ontology annotation, biological process: circadian regulation of gene expression; regulation of transcription by RNA polymerase II. The coding region runs from base 592 to 2742 and encodes 716 amino acids. NCBI's taxonomy places the organism in Eukaryota, Metazoa, Chordata, Actinopteri, Syngnathiformes, Syngnathidae. The transcript is spliced from 21 exons. Gene Ontology annotation, molecular function: E-box binding; DNA-binding transcription factor activity, RNA polymerase II-specific; protein dimerization activity. The record is from RefSeq and is a predicted model, not a curated record.
CUUGUAUGACGUAAGACGUAUUUUUGGGCAAAUGAUGCAAGCUUGAAGGUGUUGUGCUGUGCUGUGCCGUGACGGCGCUAACGAGCAGCCGGGUUACAUUCUUCCAAGAACAGAUGUUUACCUUUCUUGGAAGUUCCAGCCAACGGGUGGGCAUGCUUAUGAGUGAACUUCCAAGAUGUGUGUGUAUGUGUGUGUGUGUGCGUGUGUGUGUGUGUGUGUGUGUGUGUGUUUGCGCGCGCGGGUGUGUGUGUUCUCUUCUCAUAUUCCGGCCGUGCUGUGGGAGGCUGACGGUGACUUAGAUGUUCUGAUUCACGAAUAGAAGGACUUUAGACGAGAGCUCGACGGCACGCUGAGCCACAGCUACGUGAGGCCGGCGUUUGGUGUUCAACCCUGGCUCGCAGGUCCAAAGUGACCCACUUGGCAGCGGUAUGGGCCCCCGGGUUGGAUUCCUACCCAGCUGAGGCCAGCAAGCGUCGUGCGGCGCCUGCCAACCAUCACCACCAUCACCAGCACUGCUGCAAACACUGCUGCAAACAUUCCUUUCUGCAGCCCGGGGAGGGGAAAAGGGAUGACAACAGCAUUUUUGUGUUAAUGGACGAAGAUGACAAGGACAAAGCAAAACGUGUGUUGCGCAACAAGUCCGAGAAGAAGCGGCGAGAUCACUUCAACAUCCUCAUCAAAGAGCUGGGCACCAUGUUGCCAGGCAACACGCGCAAGAUGGACAAGUCCACUAUUUUGCAGGAGAGCAUCAACUUCCUGCAAAAACACAAAGAAGUCGCUGCCCAGUCCGGGUCGACGGAGAUCCGGCAGGAUUGGAAGCCGGCGUUUCUUAGCAAUGAGGAGUUUACUCAGCUGAUGUUAGAGGCCUUAGACGGGUUCUUCCUGGCGAUCACGACGGACGGGAACAUCAUCUACGCCUCUGAGAGCGUCACGUCGCUGCUGGAGCACCUUCCUUCGGAUCUGGUGGAUCAGAACCUGCUGAACUUCCUGCCCCGGAGGGAACAUUCAGACGUCUACAAGGUGCUGUCAUCUCAUGUCCAGGAGGGGGAGACACUGACCCCCGACUUUCUGAAGACAAAAAAACAGCUGGAGUUCUGUUGCCACAUGCUCAGAGGGACGAUGGACCACAAAGAGUCACCCGUGUAUGAAUACGUCAAAUUCAUUGGAAACUUCAAGUCCCUCAACAAUGUGCCUGAUUGCGCCCACCAUGGAUUCACAGAGAUCGUCAUUCAGCGAUCGCUCCACUCGGCCUUUACGGAGCAAAUGUGUCUCGUUGCAACUGUGAGACUUGCCAAACCCAAAUUCAUUAAGGAGAUGUGCACUGUAGAGGAGCCUGAUGAAGAAUUUACCUCCAGACACAGUUUAGAAUGGAAGUUCCUCUUUUUAGACCACAGAGCUCCGCCCAUUAUUGGCUACCUGCCGUUUGAGGUCCUGGGCACAUCAGGUUAUGACUACUACCAUGUGGACGACCUGGACACGUUGGCCAAAUGUCACGAGCACCUGAUGCAGUACGGAAAAGGAAAAUCCUGCUACUACCGAUUCCUCACAAAAGGGCAGCAGUGGAUUUGGCUCCAGACGCACUAUUUCAUCACCUACCACCAGUGGAACUCCCGACCUGAGUUUGUUGUCUGCACGCACACUGUGGUCAGCUACAGCGACGUGAGAGCAGAACAGCGGCGACAGCUGGGACUCAAAGUGCCGACGCCUGAGAUGACGCCAGACAAGAAGUCGCACGCCUGCAGCUCAGCGCCGCCACCGGACGCGUACAACCUGAAGGAGGCGCCGGAGCACUUCCUCCACAGCAGGACGCCUUCGCCGUCGUCCCGCUGUUCGCGUAAAUCCUCUCACACGGCAAUGUCGGACCCCUGUAAGGACCACUCCCUCACGCGGGGUGAGAUGAGCACGCCAGGUCGCCAGUCUGGGUCCGAGGUGGCAUCGCGGAGAUCAUCAGCUGGCAGUCAGCCUAGAAGCACAACACAGAUGUCGUCACAACAGGAACAACAACAAGUUCCAACAAAUGCUCAAGUAGCCGUCCAGCUGGAAUCCAUGCAGCAGAUGAAGACGCAGCUGGAGCAGCGCACACAAGAGAUCGAGGCCAACAUCCAGCGGCAGCUCGAUGAGCUGUGGAGGAUCCAGCAAGAGCUGCAGAGGGUCCAGGAGCAGGGUUGGCAGGUGCUGGUGCAGAAAGCAGCCGCGGGACUGAACGCCAGUACGGCGCAGCAGGGGCCUACGCUCAGCAUGCAGGGCCCGGCGGUCUCUGCGGGGCCAAUGCAGAGCGCCACCCAACAGCAGAACACGGCACAGCCUCCACAGGGUACGCUGUCGGCUUCGAGUCUCUACAACACCGUGAUGAUCCAGCAACAAAACCCGGCAAACGUGCAGCAGAUUGCGUCAAACGCUCCUGCUAUGUUCACGCAGGAUGCCCAUAUUAGCGCUCGGCAGCUGCUCACCAAAUGGGUCACGGGACACAUGGCGUGCGGCGCCGUCAUGGUCCCGUCCACCAUGUUCAUGGGCCAGGUGGUGACCGCUUUCACUCCGCAACCGGGACGGACGCAGAGCAUCAGCAUUUCCCAUCAGCCACCAGCAGCACCUCAGCAGGAGCAGUCUCACCUGGUGCUCAAGGCUCUGCAAAUGGUCCAUGGAGGUCAGCCCGCACAGCUCAUCAUGCCGGAGGCGUUCCCUUUGCAGCAGGCUGGAGCCUACUCAAGCACGAUCAACAACAACCACAACAAUCUCUCUUAACAUAACACAAACAAACUGCAACAACAGCCCCCCAACACUUUGCCCAAUCAUUCAGUGUCGCAGCUGCAGUAGCAGUUUACAGCCACCAGAGGGCAGACCGGACACUGCACUAAAAGAGUCGCGUUUGGACUAUUCAACGCCAAAAAGGCUGCGAUGGCGCCCUCGUGUGGCAGGAAGAAGAGAACGGCAAGAAUACAAAGCCGCGCCCCCUCUUUUUGUGCGUUUGCGCUUGUUUACUUUUAACGCAGUUAUGCAAAAAAUCAGCUUCAUCAUUGUUAAAUAUGCUGAUUGGAGUCCUUUCGUGGUCCAGAUUUACUGUACACAUCAUGUAAAUACAUAUUGGAGCUAUAACUACUAUUUUAUAUUGAGAGGAAUGCUCUUUUUCUAGUAUUGGAAGACGAAAAAAAAAAACCCGUUUCAUUUCCACCGAUUGUCUGAAA